Molecule: messenger RNA, 870 nt
Organism: Colletotrichum aenigma
Lineage: Eukaryota; Fungi; Ascomycota; Sordariomycetes; Glomerellales; Glomerellaceae
Exons: 2
Coding region: 1-870 (289 amino acids)
Source: RefSeq, a predicted model, not a curated record
AUGGAUGCUACACCGACUUCGGCCCGAGUGACUAUCACUCCCACCGGCGUCACCCCUACUGGCCAAACGGGUCCCGCUACCAUCACGAGCACCCUGACUCUCACAACUAUCACCAGCAUCACUGCAGGCACCUUCGCCACUGUUCCAGCACCAGCAGGAUUCACACCUCUCGCCUCUGCCCUCGUCCGUGACAGUGCCCAGAAUGUCGGUGGUGAUUCUCCUUACAUCGAGGAGCGUUCCGUAAGGCAGCCUCUGGUACUUGGCCUCAACGCCAAAAAUGCUGCCCUUGUCGCAGACCCGCCCCUAUUCCCUCAGGUUGUCCACUGCGAGCGCGUCAUUCGCAUCUUCACCACCACCACGGUGGACAACACCAUCACUGGCGUCUUCACGACGUUCGUCACCGCACCGACGCCUAGCCAGAGUGUCCCAUCCGUCCCUGCGCAGGUCACCACAACCACCACCACGUACACUACGUCGACCGUCACUGUUGCAUCGAUGCCGACUGCGACGCUUUACGCAGCUUGCCAGUCCGAUAACCUGGUCUCGCACGUUCCUGGCAGACGCCCCAUCGUUCAAGCGGCCACCGAUUACAGCAUCACCCGUGAGAGACGCCACGCCGACUCGGCCUACGCCUGCUGCGUCUCGUGCCAGCUGGAGAACGGCUGCACGGGUAGCUUAUACUACCGCGGCGCAUGCUUUACCUUCAGGCCUUCCACCGACACCUGCGGCAACCCUGGCGAUCUUCGCUACGGCCGUAGGGCCAACUUUGAUGGCGCUUUCGUUGCCAGCAACGGAAAGUGUGGCUCUUGGAGGCUUUCUCAGACCCCUCCGUCUACAGAGUGGGAAGACGAACCUUUCGUUCGAAAGUGA